This is a messenger RNA of Amphibalanus amphitrite, 2353 nucleotides long. RefSeq names its product spidroin-1-like. The coding region runs from base 287 to 1588 and encodes 433 amino acids. The transcript has 9 exons. Lineage: Eukaryota; Metazoa; Arthropoda; Thecostraca; Balanomorpha; Balanidae. The record is from RefSeq and is a predicted model, not a curated record.
GGUGAGACGGUUUACAGCUACUUAUUAGAAAUUCUGCACAUUAUUGGAAUGAAUGUCUGAAACAGUCAUUGCUGUUAUUUCUUGUAAUAUACCCCUAAUAAAUACCCGUGCAGAGAGCUGGAUCCUGUCUCCCCCGCUUCAUCCUUAGAUUUCAAUUUCAGUGCAAUCAAGCUACAGGUUCCACCAAUUGAUAUUUUAAUUUUUGGUUAGGUUAGCAAUUUGAACUGCUGUUUGUGCUGGUCUUUGCUUCUUCCUUGGUCUUCUGGCCUUAGUAAGCAAGGUCACCAUGAAGACUGAUGGAUAUGUUGAUAGAAGUCUAGAUGACUUCAUCAAGGCGAACCGCGGGAUGUUUCGGCGCGGCCGCGGCGGUGGCGGAGCCGGACGUGGAUCAACUUCGACCAGAGGUGGCCGGGGCCGCGGUCGGGGUCAGAGCCGCGGCCGGGGCGCCUCCCGCGGCCGCUCGACAUCGCGCGGCGCCUCGCGCGGCUCGACUCGCGGCGGCCGCGGCAGCUGGCGCGAGGCGUCGCGGGACGGCCGGGCGGCGAGCACGCAGCGCGGGCGGGGGCGCGGCCGCGGCGCCGGCCGCGGUCAGCGCGGCGCCGCGCGCUCCACCAGCCGUGCCUCCUUCGGCCAGAAGUGGCGGGCGGCCAGCGCGCGCAUGGGCAGUCAUCUGGAGUCGGCCAAACCAACCGCCUCACCGCUCAAACGCAAACAGCUUCCGAAGACUGCAGCGCACGACGGACUGGGCCUUCCCUUGAAAAUACCGGCCACACUUCCGCGCGUGCACCGUAACCUAAUCCGGACCACUUUUGAUGCCCUACAGCUGGCUGUGAAAGCUGUGCGAGGCUCCAAGCUCGCCGGAAGGCUGGGCACUCCUGCUAAGGGCGCUAAGCGGCUGACGACGCUAGCGCUGAAGAAGAAGCGGCAGGCGCUGCAGCAGCUGACCACCAGCAGUAGACAGCUGAGUCGCAUCGACGCCAGGGAUCAGAUCAUCAUGAAGCGACGCGGCCUGACGACUGUCUCGGCGGCCACGGCUCGGCGCGGUCGGGGCGCUGCCACACGGGGUGGCGCUCGCGGUGUUACCGCGCGGUUAGGGGCCCGCGGGGCCGCCGCCCGCCGGCCGGCGCCGCCACAGCAGGGAGGCCGGAUCCAGGUGUACCACGACGGGGUGCCGGCGGCGACCCCGGCGCGACUGCGGCGCCCGCUGAACCGCACCCGGCUGACGGGCAGCUCUGUGACUGCCCCAGCCGGCUCCAGUCUACUCACCGUCCAGUUCAAAAACGACAUCGCCGUCCGACCGAUGCGCACAGCGCCGGUGAUGGACGACGACGAGGACAUGGACGACAUGCUGCCGCCGACUCCGCCGCCGCUGCCCCCGCCGCCGCCGCCGCCGUCCCGGACUCGCGGCGGCCUGGACCCGCGCAUACAGCAGGAGAUUGCCGCCAUCCAGGCGCGGGGCCGCUCACAGCACCAGGCGUCGGCCGAGGGCCGGCAAAGUGCCGGUGUGAGCAACUUCCGACCGACAGCAGCGACCAGCAGUCGGACGCUGAACGACCGCUUCACCGCCGACCGCCUCAUCUACUCGUGAGCGGCGCCGACCGACCGACGGACGGACGGCAGACGCGCUCCGACCCAACAGACUGUUUGCAGUGCCAGCCUGAGGGGUUUCUGCCAGGCCUUAUUUAAACCGAACGCUAGGCUUUAGUUUAUGUCAGAACUUCAUGUGGAUAAGACACAAAUCUUGAAUAUUGAUUAGUGCUGUGUGUUCGUUUAGAAGAGCAAUAUGCACUUCUAAAUGCAUUAUAAAAAGUUGAUCUGAGUUAGCGGUGCGUCGAGGCGCGGACAUUGCUUCUCUAGAGCGUCGUUUGUUUUGUGUGAUCUUUCGCCUUGCAUAGCUUCCAUCGAUCACGUGGGGAUGAUUAGCUCUCCUGGAGCACCUUGCAGCAGCUCUUGGCUGCCGAAUCAAAGAACAUUCGACAACAUCUCAUUGUGCAUAGAGCCUGAGUUGGUUGGUUCUGAACCGACGCGUAACCUGUAACGGCGACACUGCGGCGCGGCGCUGACUUACUAAAAUACCAAACAUCGACUAAUGGCUCUGGUUGCGGCCGGAGAGGGUCGGUGAACGGGAGUGUUGCCACAGUGGGGAUGUCGGGUCUGCCUGGCCGUCUCGACUAGAACCCGGCACUGCCACAGCCGCUGCGGUAACCCCAGCGGUAGAGUGGCGGCAACGGGCGGUGGAGUGGAGUGAGUCCGUGCGGACGCGGAGCAGGCUGCUCACAGCGUAUAAUGACGACAGCGGACGGCCGUUGUAGUUGUGUUCAUAAUUUGUGACUAAAUACAUGAUUGUAUUGUU